AUGGAUGGUCAGGUUCCCGGGAGCCAAGACAAAGAUGAAAGUGGCUGGAAACAAGAAGUCAACCAUGUGCCUCAACAGUCAUCAUUUUCUAAGCAUUCGGGUAGCGGAUACGAAGGCCCAGACAGGCUCUCAAGAACCCAAAUGUCGGGAUUCAAGAAAGCAAAGUGUAAAGAUAACUGGAAUACGAAGAAACACGCAGGAACGGCGCAAGCUGCGUGGGUCUUUGUCUUGUCUUGUCCUGAUGCGAUGUACAGUAGUACACGGGUACAGGUAUCGUUUGUCAAUCCAAGUCCUAGCCAGCCAGCUUCAAUUGCAACGUGCUAUGCGCGGGUGUUCAAUUGGCAGCUGCUGUGCGUACAGUACAGCAUUUGUGAAAGCAACAUUGCUUUUCUCGAAUGGGGGGCAGUCAGCGAGUCCAAGGGACAGAAGAGGGAGACGAGAAACUGUACCGGGUGGUUUUCUAGUCUGUUGAAUGCUGGAAAGCAACAGCAAGGGGUGGGGAGGGGGCUUUUUUGGCGUGACAAGCCCGAUCGCAUGGCGGCGAACGAGAUCUUCGGACAGGGCGAGACGAUGCCCUUUGAGCUUGAGUCUACAGAGUAG
Messenger RNA from Fusarium graminearum PH-1, 600 nucleotides. RefSeq lists its product as uncharacterized. The record is from RefSeq and is a predicted model, not a curated record. Bases 1 to 600 code for a protein of 199 amino acids. The transcript has 3 exons. NCBI's taxonomy places the organism in Eukaryota, Fungi, Ascomycota, Sordariomycetes, Hypocreales, Nectriaceae.